This is a messenger RNA of Drosophila novamexicana, 2787 nucleotides long. RefSeq lists its product as uncharacterized. NCBI's taxonomy places the organism in Eukaryota, Metazoa, Arthropoda, Insecta, Diptera, Drosophilidae. Bases 229 to 1629 code for a protein of 466 amino acids. Gene Ontology annotation, biological process: cell surface receptor protein tyrosine kinase signaling pathway. Gene Ontology annotation, cellular component: cytoplasm. The transcript is spliced from 2 exons. The record is from RefSeq and is a predicted model, not a curated record.
CAAUAAAAAACAAAAAAAAAAAACACAAAAGUAUUGCCAAAGGAGGAAUUUAUUUAAUAAUACGCUGAGAUCCAGUUAAUUGUUAUGGAGUAAAUGUGACAACACGUGAAGUUCGGGUCGUAAAUGGAGGGCCACAUUCGCUAGUGGCUGUGACGUCUUUUAUUCCCAUACGCCGUUUCCAUGCUAUAGAUAACAGUUUUGCCUCCAUAGGCCAGCACGAAACACAUAAUGGGCUGCAUCACUAGCACCAAUAAACUGAGUGAAUUGCGGCAGGAGAACGUGUUUCGGGUGCACGUAGCCCAUUUGCAGCCCAGCGGACCCGAGGCGCACAUCAUACGCAGCGGCUACUUGGAAUUGACGCCGCGCGAGUUGAUCUUCAUGACGCCUGGCUGUCAACCUAUUGUAUGGGCACUGCAGCACCUGCGGCGCUAUGGUCUUAAUGGCGACAUGUUCUCGUUCGAGGCGGGACGCCGUUGCAUGUCUGGCCCGGGCAUCUACACGUUCCGCAUACACCAUGCGGAGCAGCUCUAUCCGAUGUUCCAGCGCUAUAUAAAUGCCGUGAACACCGACGCCUUUGCCCAAGGAGAGCGGGAACGUGAACGCGUCAACUCCACGCAUUCGGUGUCGGUGCUCUUGGGUCGCAGCGAUCUACAGCCGCAUAGCAACAAUUAUCUGGAGCCGGCACCAAUGCUGGCGCGUACUGCGCUGCAGGUGCAGCAGCAGCCGAACGAGGCAAUUGCAUUGACUUCCGAUUCACCCGAGUCCUUGCCAAAUCUGCAGCUCGUCGUCGCCGAGCAGGGCGGAGCUGCCAACCAUGGCGCUCUGCAGUCUCCAAUCACGCCCGGCGCCUACAUCACUACCAAUGGCAACGUGUACUUCGAUCAGCCGAUGCAGCGCUGCAGCUCACCACCGGAGAGCACGCCCACAUCCACAAAUAGCGCAUUCAGCACGAUGCGCCGGCAGCAGCAUUUGGGUGACAUACCGCCGCAAGAAUCUGCUCCGGCGCUCAACGAAACGCUGCGUUUGUAUGCCAAUGUGGAGACAUCGCGAGAGCGGCUCCUGUUCGAUAUGCCGCUCGCCUCUGCCGGCUGCAAUGAUCGUUGCUAUGAGAACAUUAGUCGCCUGGACCUGCCCCCUCUGCCACGCGACUGCUCGCAGCAUUCGGUGGCCGCCGCGUCGCAACAGCAGCAGCCGCCGCCGCCGGUGACGCAGACCAGUCCAGCUGGUGUUAACUACAUAGUGCUCGACCUGGAUCAGCCGCGUAGUCCGGCACAGUGCUCGCCCAAGACGAUGACAAAUGGCUUUGGCAGCGGCCUGUCCCUGACAGCUGCUGCGCCACAAACCCCGGAAGGAAAGAAAGCUUCCGAUGCUGCGGCAUCAGCACAGAAGAGAAACUCGAAUGCUGGGGCAACGGCAACCGGUGCUGCAACAGCUGUGGAAACUGUGGCCAGCCAAGGCUACUCCACCAUUGAUUUUAUACGCACCUACGCUUUGAACAAAUCCUCAACAGCACCUGCCCACGAUGCCGAGGCGCCGGCAGGCUGCCAGGACCAUGCACACGAGGAUGCUGAUCAGCGCAUCACGCGGCAUGGCAAAUGUGUGCGAAAAGCCUACUCAAUUAGCGAGUAGGAAACGAACGAGGAGAGGAGCGAAAGUCGAAUGUGAGGAGGAGCGAGAGUCGAAUGUGAGAAGGAGCGAGAGUCGAACAUGAGGAGGAGCGAGAGUCGAAUGUGAAGAGUAUCGAGAGUCGAAUGUGAGGAGGAUCGAGAGUCGAAUGUGAGGAGAAACGAGAAUCGAACUUGAAGAUCGGGAGUCAAAUGUGAGGACGAUCGAGAGUCGAAUGUGAAGAAGAUCUCGUGUCGAAUGUGAGGAGGAGCGAGAAUCGAAUGUGAGGAGAAACAGGAGUCGAACUUGAGGAUCGAGAUUCAAAUGUGAAGAGGAUCAAGAGUCGAAUGUGAGGAGGAUCUAGGUUCGAAUGUGAGAAGGAUCGAGAGUCGAAUGUGAGGAGAAACGAGAGUCGAACUUGAGGAGAAGCGGGAGUCGAAUGUGAGAAGGAGACGCGUAAGAGUUGGAAAAGGCAGCACAACGAAUUUACCAUAAACAAAAAAAGGAUAAAAUAUGUUUAACUUAUUCGUUAGGUUGGCCUUGGCAAAUGGUAAUGGAAUCGCCCCGCAACUAUUUGCCUCGAGCCUAACCACAACCAAAGCCAGCCACAAAUCGCAAUCAGGUUGUUUCAAUUUAUGUACUUACGCAAAGGCAUACUAUAUAUAUUUAUAUUUAUAUUUAUAUUAAUAUUAAUAUUUAUAUUUAAUUGUGCACGUGCAUAGAUAUAUUUAAGUAUUUUUACACACACACACAGGGCUGUUUAGUGCUAGUCGUUUUUUAGAAUGUUGUGCAAAUUAAUGUUUUUUUAUUGUGAAAAUGCAACACGAAAGGCUUUUAAAUUGUAUAAAUUACAUACAUGAUGUACUCGUUAGUUGUUAAGUUAACCAAAAUAGUAUGUAUGCGAAUGUACAUCGUUUUGUUGUUAAGAUUUGCGAAAAACGAAGGCCCAGUGCUUUUUGAUUUAAUUUGUUGCCAGCUUAAUUCUGUAAUUCUAAUUUUUAUAUUGCUUUAUUGUUAUCCAAGUUCUUGGAAAUUGAAACAAAUGUACUCAUACUUAUGUACAUGAUGUAUGGCAUCAAGAAUCCAGCACAUGUACCUUUAUGUAUACAUAAAUAUGUACAUAUUGCAAUAAUAUUUGUAUUUGUUGUUAGUUUUUAAGUCUAAGAUGUGCAAUAAAGAUGG